AUGGUGCUUAACCGUAUCCGAAUCAGUUUAGUAGUAUUCGUCUUCUAUGUGUUCAUAGUUUGUGGUCAUUGCAAACAUGACUCUAACAAAAGGAUUCUCCUGAAUGACCCAGACUACAUCCACCAGCUUAUAACCCACCUCCAGGGAGAGUUACAGACCCUCCAGGUCACGGUAGAGACACAAACUGGUGAAAUAUUCUCUCUAAAAACCCAACUUUCACAGUCAAACAACGUCGGUGGGGGAUCCACGUUUGUUCGCUGGGGACGGACCGACUGUCCUGCCAAUCUGACGGAACUCGUAUAUUCUGGUUAUGCAGGAGGUUCCUGGUAUGACCACAGUGGAGCAGCAGUUGACUAUCUUUGUCUGCCACCUGAUCCGGAAUGCUACUUCCUUUGUUUCCUCUGUAAUGAUACCGGCAAGGACGACCUGCUACAGCGGCUGGACGAAGGCUUACAGUGGGUCACUGGCGUCAGGGUCCUAUAUGCACACGUAGCUGCUUCCCAAUACGUAUGUGUAGACAAGAACGCACAGCCUCUCGUUGGAGGAGCUAAUAGUGACGACAAUGGUAAAAUGUUUCUUGGCGUCAAAGCGUUUUGUGGUUCCCUGCGAUGUCCUCCAUACCAGCAAGACAAAUUUAUAUCUUGUGUAGUUUGUAUGAAAUAA
This is a messenger RNA of Mizuhopecten yessoensis (Yesso scallop), 663 nucleotides long. RefSeq lists its product as uncharacterized. Lineage: Eukaryota; Metazoa; Mollusca; Bivalvia; Pectinida; Pectinidae. The transcript has 4 exons. The record is from RefSeq and is a predicted model, not a curated record. The coding region runs from base 1 to 663 and encodes 220 amino acids.